AUGUCAGCGAUUUACAGGGCCGUGAUUUCUGCUAUGGAUAAAAGAGUUCCUGCUCGACUAAAACCUUUAUGGGAUCAUCCUGCAGGACCUAAAACCAUAUUUUUUUGGGCACCUACUUUCAAAUGGCUUCUCGUAAUAGCUGGUUUGGCAGAUAUAAAUCGGCCAGUUGAAAACGUCAGUUUAUACCAGAGCACAGCACUUGCAGCAACCGGUGUCAUAUGGUCUCGAUAUUCUAUGGUUAUUAUACCCAAAAAUUACAAUCUUCUCAGUGUAAACGCCUUUGUUGCUCUAACUGGUUUGUAUCAAGUAGCAAGAAUCGCUCACCAUGAACGCUCCAAGUAG
Schistosoma turkestanicum is the source of this 342-nucleotide messenger RNA. The record is from the annotation of a GenBank genome assembly. NCBI's taxonomy places the organism in Eukaryota, Metazoa, Platyhelminthes, Trematoda, Strigeidida, Schistosomatidae.